Messenger RNA from Penicillium verhagenii, 1266 nucleotides. RefSeq lists its product as uncharacterized. The transcript has a single exon. The coding region runs from base 1 to 1266 and encodes 421 amino acids. The record is from RefSeq and is a predicted model, not a curated record. NCBI's taxonomy places the organism in Eukaryota, Fungi, Ascomycota, Eurotiomycetes, Eurotiales, Aspergillaceae.
AUGACAUUCACUCAGCUGCAGACCCGACCGGCUGAGUUGUGGCAUCAAUCUACAGAUAAAGUGCACCGGUCGACUACCGAUAUCUGGCGUCGCUCUACAAAUCUGUGGUACGACUCAAAAGAUAAAUGCCAGCAAACUACAGUGAAUGCAUGGCACCGCUCCACGGAUUCGUGGACGAGUUCAAUGAGUCGAUAUCGCCAGUCAACCUCAGAUAAGUCGACAGAUCAGUCAAGCAAUACAUCCAUUAUACCUGGCAAUGGAACAAACGCCGAGGAUAAAGCACCGAUCACUUCGACAGCAAUAAUUCCUUCGUAUACGCCUUAUGCCUCAGCCCAAACCGCCUUUCAACCCCCUCAUAAUUCGUCUUAUCCAUUCUCACCGGAGUCCAUUGGGUCUCCAGAGUCUCCUAAAUCGCUGCAAUUUUCACCACCCCCACAAAUCAAAUGCCGGCGCCGAUCUCAAUCAGAAGCCGAUACACGCUCAACCUCACCAAGCAUAAUCUCCAUCGAUCUACAAACAGAUAAGAAGAUAGUACCAGACCAAAAAAUCAAAGAUCUCAUUGAAAUGAUCACCAAGAUUGAUGCUCAGCUGGAGCAAGUGAAACAACUGAGAUCAUCCAAAUCUGGUCAAUUAGGCGAGAUCGAGUACAACUGGAUCAGCUCAACCAUCAUCGACAUGGAAGAGUCAAAGCAAGAAGUGACUCGAGUCCUUGAUUACUACCGUCUCAUUCUAGAGAAGCACAAAGGAAAACUGAACUCAUCAGGUCGCAAGCGCUGGAGAACUCGAGAUUGCCAGCGCAUCCGAGAAGAGUACCCUCGCCUCAGGCUACAUCAAAGCCGACUUGAAAAAGUACUCCACCAUAUAACCAGCUUGGUAGCCAUUCCAGAAGUUUUGCCCGAAGAGAAAUGGGGGGUAUCACUUUCAGAUCCUCCCAACUGCAAAGCAACAAUCAAGUCACCUGUGGAGCUUCCGGUGAAUUGUGAAAUCACAGUCUUCUCGCCAGUGGUUGCCGAGCUUCCUUCAGAACUGACAUCUGUUGCUUCAAAUAAGCGUAUGAUCCAAAUACCGAAGAUCAUUGUGACUCAGGCAGUGGAGGAUUUAUUAGAGGACCAAAGAAGAAGCAAGGAAAUGGAAGACCGCAUCGAUUAUGAAAACAGAGAGAUGGAUGAGAUGAUGGCUUGGGAACAGACGAGAAAUGAUAUUCAGGCGCAACAAUCUGAGUCGCUGGCUCGGAUUGUAGCUGAAAUGGAAAAGAGAUCUCGUUGA